Messenger RNA from Actinia tenebrosa (Australian red waratah sea anemone), 5714 nucleotides. RefSeq lists its product as uncharacterized. Gene Ontology annotation, cellular component: nucleus. Gene Ontology annotation, biological process: regulation of transcription by RNA polymerase II. Gene Ontology annotation, molecular function: DNA-binding transcription activator activity, RNA polymerase II-specific; RNA polymerase II cis-regulatory region sequence-specific DNA binding. The record is from RefSeq and is a predicted model, not a curated record. NCBI's taxonomy places the organism in Eukaryota, Metazoa, Cnidaria, Anthozoa, Actiniaria, Actiniidae.
CCGCAGCUACGUGGAAAUUGUGCGUGACAAGUCUAGCCAUUCCGUGAAAACCCUGACCACGUGAUCAGACAAAUCGAGGACAGCUGUCAGAGUCUCCAGACAGACAGUCGGUGUGUUUGCCACAAUCUAACGAACUUAUUCGCUUUUUCUUUCGUCCCUCUGCUCUUAAAGCGCGUAUUCUACAAGAUUUGGAUUGUGGAUUUUGCGAUUGGACUGUUUGGAAGAGAAUUGGAGGUUUUUCGUGGUGGAAUAGUUUGAAUAUCAUUGAUCGCCCUCGUUUCCUUCUCACAUCUUACGUGGACGGAUCCCAAAGUCAUAUUGGGUCGAACUCGGGGCUUUUUCUAGUUCUGUCACUCCUCAGAAAACAAACUACUGCCCAAACCAAGAAUAUUUCCAUGGUAGGAUUAAGGAAUGAAGUUGUUGUGGAUUACUUUCUAAACCAUAUCACAAGCAUCCAUCUCUUAAAUAACCAACUGUAAAUGAUGUGUCCAUUGAAUGAAACAAACAAAGUCCUGCCAAAGAAGUCUGUCAGUUUUGAAACCUCUGAAGAUGACCAAGCUAAGAAUAGUCUGGAAGGCCUUGAGGGAUCAGGCAAUGAAUUUGUUGAUGUUAUCAAUCAAGAGUCAAUAUCAAAUGAUGUUGUAGGUGGAGAGGAUGAUCAAUGUGGGGCUGAAAUGAUCAGGGAUACUCAAUGCAGUCGUGUCUUGUCUACAUGUAAAUCUCCCAUUCAACAUGUAUGUCCAAAUGGAGAGAACAUACUAUCAAAAAAGCUCCGUGUCUCCAAGUGUGAACGAUGUAAUGAGGAAUUUGAUGGUAUGGCUGCAUUGAGACAACAUUGCCGAGUUCUUCAUGGAGACCAAAAGUAUUAUAAGUGUAAUAUUUGCAACAAGCUUUUCAGCCAUCCUAGUAGCCGCAACAUCCAUCUCAGGCUGCACUCUGGUGAGAAGCCAUACGAGUGUGAAACAUGCGGCAAGAGGUUCAGGGUGUCUUCUCAUUUAAAGGAUCAUAUUCGUGUGCAUACAGGCGAACGCCCAUAUAUCUGUGAUAUUUGUCAGAAGGGCUUCAAGCAGUCUAGUGAUCUAAAGAAGCAUCGCCGUACCCAUACCCUGGACAAGCCCUAUAAAUGCCCUCUCUGCCCAUCUGCCUUCACGCGCUCACAUCAUUGCCGAGGACAUAUCAAUUCUGUUCACAAAUUCUUUAAGUGUGUAACUUGCAGUGCACUGUUUACAACAGAGGAGGACUUUAACAAGCACAAAGAGCUUCAUCCAAUGUCAAAGGUGCAGAAGAUAGCAGACAAAGGUGGUGUUGAGACAAGUGAAGUUCUUGGUCGUAGCUUGCACCCUAUUCCUCCUAGUGAGCAUCUCAAGGAAGUGCCACAAUUACGCAGGCAAGAAGACAGAGAGACCAAGCUUCCUAAAGAGCCAUGGCAAAUGAUGUCUCCUCCAAAAGCACAUUCAGAAAGAACCAGAGAUCACGUCAACAACUGUUUGUCAAGGUCAAGGGAGAAUAUUGCUUUGGCAGAGUUCAUGGCAUCCAUGGCAGCUCAACGUUCAGCUGGCUGGUCAAGUAAUCUGGUUGGCGGAGAAAAACAAACACACAACGACAAGGGUGAACAUUCCAAAUGUUUACCUGUAGUUAGUGAUCCAGUGAGAGUACCAGAGCCAAGACAAGUAGAUUUAAAGCAUUUUACAGAACCAUCUCAUCAAGAUGCUUCCCCUGAAAGUGGUAGUCCUCUUUGGGCGAGAAGGAAGUUUCACGAUAAGGAGAAAGUAUUAAUAAAUGAUAUCGAUGGUCACAAUGCGUUAAGAAAUAACUUUAGGGAGUCAGGUUAUGCAAGUCAAAUGUAUUGGGUUCCAAACCCAGACAGGAGCAUCAGUUCUGUCGUCAGAGGUCAAUAUUCACCACAGAGAAGGGACAUCAAUGACAUCAGCAAGAGAGGUAUGUCACCUGUUCCACUAGCAAUGCAUCCACGAUCUCCUAAGAAGGAGUUGAGUACAUCCUCUGUUGAAGCUGCAAGGAGUUCUAAUGAUGCAUGUGAUACACUGGCGUCAUUGACUAUGGAACAUAGCCAACCACAGUGCCAUAGGGUGUCUGUCAUUCACUACCAUUCGAGUUCUGCUUCAUCAGGUAAAAAUGACCAAGGAAAAGAAAUCAAUGAAACCAAAGAAGAAUCAUCCAACAAUAAUAAUUCUGAUGAAAGGUCAGAUCCAAGAAACAGUAGCCCUAAGAAGUCACCAAUAUGCGAAGACAGUGGGAAAACUGUUGCUGAAGACGUUAGGUUUGUUUAUCAUGGAUCAAGCCAUCCUCAGUUUCUAAGUGGUUUUAAUGAACCUUUUAUUCCAGCAGAUGAUAGGACAAUAGGUGAACAUUUUCAUGAAGUUUCAAAAAAACCUUUUGGAUUUUUUAACAAAGACUUACCUUCUGAACACCAGCUGGACAAAAACAACAGAACAAACUGGACUGGACACGAUAGACUCACUAUUUUACAGAAGAGAAGGUAUGAAUGCAUUGAUGCUAGUACUACAGAUGAUGUUAUCAAGGGCUCACCUUACCUUAAAACAGAGAGGUACCCUUUGGAAAAAGUGAUUGAGGUUGAAAAUAUUAAGACAGAACCUACAGCAGAGCCAGACAUACACCUGAUAAGGAAUGACCCUGAAAAUGAACAAGCUAGUCAGGAUUCCCCUCUGUUUGAAAAUCAUUUGUUGUCAAGUAAGACGCUUGUAAAGAAUGAAGGAGAGAAAGACCACGAUGACGAAGAGCAGGAUGCAAAAUUGAGAUUUGUUAAUAUUGCCCCUAAACCAGAAGAAAAGAAGGUUAAAGCAGUCAUGGACUAUGAUAAACCAUACAAGUGUACUGUGUGCAGCAAGAGCUUUUCACGAGCAAGUCUUCUCAAACAACACUCUGUUAUCCACCAAGGAAACAAAAGAUUUAAGUUUGAGUGUGAAACAUGUCAGAAAAUGUUCAGGACUCGUAGUCAUCUCAGGGAUCAUGUGCGCAUUCAUACAGGUGAGCGUCCUUUCAAAUGUCACAUCUGUUCUCGGGCUUUCAAACAAUCCAGCGACCUCAAGAAGCACAUUAAUCUACAUACUGGUGCCAAUCAGUUCAAAUGCGAAGAUUGCAACAUGGAAUUUCGGCGAGCGGAUGCUCUCAGGAAGCACAAACUUAGUCAUCAAGCAGAAGGAACAUUUUCUUGUGAUUAUUGUGGACAGGAGUUUGAGCAUAUUGGUGCUCUUCAACAACAUCAGACUUUACAUACAGGAACAACAAAUCGGCAAGCAGCCAGGCCACUCUUAAGAUGUAACUUCUGUUUCAAGACCUUCUCAAGAACUAAAGUAGAGGCUUUUCAUGCUCAUUGCGAAAUGCACCGACAAGAAAUUAAAGGCCAAUCACUUCCACCAACCAAGGACAUGCUAAACUGUACCAUCUGUUCAUUGACAUUUACUGGUGAAAAUGAACUGAGGGAGCACAUGAAUAUCCACACAGGGAAUAAGCCGUACAAGUGUGUAACUUGUAGCAAGGAGUUUUGCAUCGCUGCUCAUCUAAAGGAACACAUGAGAGUACACUGUGAUGCUGUUAUGUUACAAGCGGGAGAAUAGCUUCUAACUCUGUAAAAUGAUCAGAAGGUAUAACAAUAUGGGUUGUUUUUGACUGAAAAGCAGUUUUUAUAUGGUAUUGGAGAAUGGAACUGUAAGCAGUGAUAGUUUGAAAUUUUAAAGCCCUUUAUUUUCAAGAUGGCUGUGUCAUUUUAAUGCAGUUGUGAUAUUGUCAGGUGCAGAAUAAGGCACAAAUGAUAUCUUAGCAAUAUUAUUGCAUUAGCAUUGUGUGUGCAAAUAUAAUCCCUAAAGGCUCAGUUACACAGAGCAAUUUUCAUGGCAACUUGUCUCGUAACGCUCUUGUGAGACAUUGAGUUGCAUGGAGCAAUGCAGCAUGUAGCCUACAAUGCAAUUUGAAACAAAUUUGCAGCAAUAAUUUUGCAAAAAGUAGAAUUUGUUUCUACUUUUGGCAACGAUCUGUCUCCGUUGCACUUUGUAAACACUCUUGCAACUUGUCUUGCAACGUUGUUGUGAGACAAGUUGCAGAGAUUGCUCUGUGUAAUCAUGCUUUAAUUAACACUGAAACUAACCUGAAACUUAGUUUUGAACUCAUUCUGUAAAUAAUUAAGGAUGUUUUUGACUUUUCCUGUUAGCAUUAUUCAUACUUUAAAAGUCAUCUUGCUAGGAUUAACAAUCUGGUGCUUUUCUUACCCCAGUUCAUUGCCAAUUAAUAAUAGAGUAAUCGAUUUACUGGUCAAUUAGUUUAUUGUUUUGAAAGGCAUGAAUUGUACAAAGCACUUUUUUCUCCGACUCUCAUUGUGUAGGUUUCUUGUGUUCUAACUUGUCAUUCACCACCAUCCAUACAUCGGUUCACUUGUCGUACACAAAGCAUUAAAUAGAGGAUGCAAGGUAGUUUCAAAAAUUUGUUCAAAUUUUUACCUUGCAGCCGUUAAUUUGUGUUCAACUAGUGAAACAUUAUGUAUGGAAAAUAGUGAUUGAAGGUACCCAGGCUGUCAUGUGUUCAACACAGGUACUCCAGCCUAUCAAGGGUCCUACACAAGUAAACCAGCAAUACUCCUUUUUACAUUUCCGUUCAGUGACCACAACCAAUAGUUCCUAGCCGAGGCUGGAGUUUCUGCACAUACCAAAACUACAGUUUAUUACGUGCGGUAACUCCAGCCUCGGCUAGGAACUUAUUCGUGGUCACUGAAUGGAACUGUAUAAACGAACUUAUUGUUGAUUUGAUUUCUUAUAGAGCCUUUUCACUUGAUGUAAUAGCCGCCAAAUUGUUGUUUUACCUAAACAAUACAUUUUCUAUCCUCAGGUAUUUAACAGAAUAUUGAAGGUUUCUAUUGUUUUGUUUGGUACACCAAUAUGGCUGUCUUGUCAUGUGAGUGAAAAUAGUCAAUAUAAGACCAGAACCUUUUUAUAAAACAAGAAACAUUUCAAAAAUAAACAGCCACAUUGAGUCUUAUGAAUAUUUAAAAUUGCUAAGGAAAAAAUGCUUGUUGUGUUAAUACCUAUCAGUAUGUAGUAGUAGUUAAACUGAAAUGUACAUAUUAAAGGCGCUGGUUGCCUUAAAAGUGUAAAGGCCGGCUGGUCCUGUGAAUUGACACAAUGAAAUUGUAUUUCAUGCAUUGACAUAUUCAUUUUUCAUGUCGCAAGCAAGCAUCACACAGCUCAUAAUAUAAAAAAUAUUCAGAUCGUAACAUAAUUUAGAAUUUAUGCAGGUUUCGCUUAGCAAGCACCAGGAAAAUUUGAGAAAAAUUUGAAACACAAAAUGAAACUUAUAUGUAAAUAUAUAUUUUGGUAGUUACAGAUUGAAGUCACUAAACCUGUGAAAAUUGACAAUCAAGUAGACCCUUGAAUUCCAUUGUUAUCAUUGGUGUCUAUUUGGCUAUUACUUGCUGACUUGCAUUUUUUAUUUCACGGGUUGAAUGCCUUCAUUCUAUGCUGCACUGUAAAGCAGAUUUCUUGUGAGUACAAAAUCUCUUGAAUGGUUUCUUCUUAAAACCAAUCAAAAACCAUAACAGUUCACAUGUAUCCAAUCACAGUGAGCUUGAUAGAGGAAUCCAUUUAAGGGUUGAGACCCAACUUAUAGGAAAUCUGCUCUGCCAUCAUGCCCCAUGUAAAAACUAACAUUUCAAAAGUGUUGUGCAAUAAACAGUUGUAUAUUAUAAA